AUGUCAGCCCGAGCAAUCAUCACCAGCCAGUCCCUCCGCAGCGCGGUAAUGGGACCUGUCGCCGUGGGCCGAAACUUUUCCUUCACGACGAGUAGCUACCUCGGUCUGAAGGAGUCAGCCAGCGGCGCCGACUACGAUAAGCACAAGGCCGACUCGCUCGCCAAGCAGAAGCAGGGCAAGGGCCACUGGAAGCCAGAGCUGGCGUCGGACAGCGAGGAGGCCAUCCGGGCGGACCGCGACCACACGCCGUCCAGCCCCGGCGAGACUGCGAAGCUGCAGGAACAGACCAAGCGCGCUGCAGAGGAGACGGCCAAGGCGGGGACUAGCAUGCGGGAUAAGCUCCAAGCUAUCGCGGCCUCUGGCCCAACCCCUCCCAUCCGCAACCGCUCGAUCAACCUCUCCUCCGUGCCAAAGCUCCGAAGAAUCACCCAAUUGCAAUCUCCAUGCUCACUUAACACGCCGAAGCCCGACAAACCCUCCCCAAUCGAAAGCGAAGGCGUCCCCUCCGCCGCUCCCCCGCGCGCAGCCAUGCCCUCCACAGAACCGUCCUUCCAAACCGCCCUCCUCGCGGGCGGCCUCGCAGGCACGACAGUCGACCUCUCCCUCUUCCCCCUCGACACCCUCAAGACCCGCCUCCAGUCCUCGGCCGGCUUCUUCCCCUCCGGCGGCUUCUCCGGAAUCUACCGCGGCAUCGGCUCCGCCGUCGUGGGCUCCGCGCCCGGAGCAGCCUUCUUCUUCUGCACCUACGAGUCCGUCAAGGCCCUCCUCGCCCGCCGCACACCCCUAAGCGCGGACAGCCCCCUCGUGCACAUGCUCGCGGGCAGCGCGGGAGAGGUUGCCGCCUGCGCCGUCCGCGUGCCCACCGAGGUCGUCAAGCAGCGCGCCCAGGCGGGUCUGCACGGCGGCUCGAGCCGGCGAGCCCUCGCCGCCAUCCUGGGCAAGUACCACUCCAGCGGGGGGUUGGUCGCCGUCUGGCGUGAGAUGUACCGCGGCUGGGGGAUCACCGUCUUCCGCGAGGUGCCCUUCACCAUGAUCCAGUUCCCGCUGUGGGAGGCCAUGAAGGCGUGGGGGAGGAGGCGGCGGCAGCAGGGUGAGGGAAGGGGUCGAGGGCUCACAGACGUCCCGGCGCUCGAGAGCGCGCUGUACGGGAGCAUCGCGGGGGGUAUAUCGGCCGCGUUGACGACGCCGCUGGACGUCCUCAAGACGCGGGUCAUGCUCUCCGAGCAGCGUGUGUCGGUCUCCCAGGUCUUCUCGCAGAUUGCUCGGACCGAGGGGGUGCGGCCGUUCUUCGCGGGCGUGGUGCCCCGAGUAACCUGGAUUUCGAUCGGUGGCGCCAUCUUCCUGGGAAGUUAUCAAUGGGUCAUUAAUACCAUGACGGCUGUGUUAUGA
Clonostachys rhizophaga is the source of this 1389-nucleotide messenger RNA. Lineage: Eukaryota; Fungi; Ascomycota; Sordariomycetes; Hypocreales; Bionectriaceae. The record is from the annotation of a GenBank genome assembly.